AUGAACAACAUCCAUACACCUCUCAGAUCCGGCCCUUUACUGGGUAUUAGCCUGGACCAAGAUACGUAUAUCCCAGGUGAUAUUAUUACUGGCCAUGUAUAUCGACAAUUUCAUACCAUAAGUCCAGAUGCAUCUUUGAGCAUUUGCAUGUUUGGACGAGGGAGGACAAUAGGAGUUAUUGGCAACAACUCCCAAGAAUAUCGAGGUGUUUUCGACCUCUGCUAUCAUCCAAAGAUCAUCUUCCAGGGACCUUUACAUAUCGAGUCGUCGAAACACAAACACAAAUGGCCAUUUAAUGUCACGCUUCCAAAAUACGUCAAUACUUAUACACCUUUGGGUCCCAUUAGCCAUAGAAUGCCACCAUCGUAUAUGCUUCGAAAGACGAAGAACAUGGCAGCAGUCAUUGAAUAUGUCAUCAAGACCAGACUCACAAUGACUGUUCAAGGUCAGACUGAAGUACUCGAGGCCACCUUUCCCUUCAAAGUCAUAAACAUGACUCCAGAUUCUCCAAUUGCAGACUUUAAAGUUGAACGACAUCGCCAUCAGUGUAUUGUCUCAAGUCACCGGCUUAUUCCUGGGAUGCAAGAUGUGAAGGUCUCCUGGAAAGACAAGAUUAAACAAUCUCUUCAUGGUUCGAAGAAUCCUACAUUGGCGUUUGAUUUGUUUGUUGAAGUACCGAAGGUCGUUCAGCUGGAUAACCCAACACCGAUACCGUUAAGGCUCUUGGUGUCACCGAACUGGGAAGAAACGAGCGAUACAAUUCAAGAUGUAGCACAGGACGUCAAGCUUGUAUCGGUACACGUCUGUAUUAUCACCAUCACGACGAUUAUUUGCCAUGCGGGGUUACAAGUAACAGAAGGCACAGAGAUCGACAUUGGACUCGGUCAGGCUAUUAAGCUGCGCGGCGAAGCAAUACGAAUCCCAUUUACAGCUGAUUGUCAACCCAUCGAUAUCGGAGAAAUGAUCAACCUUCGGAUCGGCCUACAAAGUACAGGAUUUCCUCAACAAUGGACAUCUGUACAGUCCGAGUUUACGCACUCAUUCCAGAUAUACAACGUCCGUGUUUCACAUCAGCUAAAAUGGUCAGUGCAAGGUGAAAUUGCAGGAGAAAGAUUCAAAGAGACAGGAACAUCUGAUUUAUUAGUCCUGAGGCCGAGCGAUGGCCGAGAGCAUAGCGAACAAGAAACGAAUUCACAGGAUGUUGUUUUGGAGGCUGGGGAGAGGAUACCGCUGCGUCAGGAUUCAUCGUGGAUUAGGCCACCUGCUGAAGAACAACUACCGAGCUUUUCUGAUGCGCAGAGAGAAGGAUCACGUGUAGGGAUGGCUCGCAGCUGA
Fusarium oxysporum Fo47 is the source of this 1335-nucleotide messenger RNA. RefSeq lists its product as uncharacterized. The record is from RefSeq and is a predicted model, not a curated record. NCBI's taxonomy places the organism in Eukaryota, Fungi, Ascomycota, Sordariomycetes, Hypocreales, Nectriaceae. Bases 1 to 1335 code for a protein of 444 amino acids. The transcript has a single exon.